Juglans regia (Persian walnut) is the source of this 1475-nucleotide messenger RNA. Its product is annotated as pathogen-associated molecular patterns-induced protein A70-like. The transcript has a single exon. Lineage: Eukaryota; Viridiplantae; Streptophyta; Magnoliopsida; Fagales; Juglandaceae. The coding region runs from base 153 to 1286 and encodes 377 amino acids. The record is from RefSeq and is a predicted model, not a curated record.
AGAUCCCGAACAAGAAAAUAAAAACUCACGACUAUGCCCUUUUUACUCCGACUCCUGAUUAAAACCACGUACACACACUCGACAGCUUCUUCCUUCCAUUUUUAUCUCUGUAAUUUUGUCGGUCAAGCAAACAAAAUAAUUUGAAGGAAGCCAUGUUUGAAGCAUCUGUGUCCCCUACACCUUCGAUCUGGGCUUCCAUAAACAGCUGGUUCACUCCCGCUGUUUUCUUCGUCGUCCUCAAUCUCAUGAUUGGCACCAUUGCCAUUACUUCGAGAUUAGGCAACCAAAAGCACCAACAAGCAGAAGCAGAAGCGGAAGCAGGAGCGGAAGCAGAACACCCACAACACCCACAGUUUGCUAGAUCUCCAUCCGUACUGCAAAGGCUCAAAUCGAUCAAAUUCUACGCCUACAGAUCCCAGGAACCAGCUAACAUCUUCGAGAAAUCCCCAGAAUCAGAGAGCCAUUUCGAUUUCAAACAUCUCCAUGAACUAGAGCAACCCCAACUUACCAGAUCUCCGUCUAUGUUUCAGAGGCUCAAGUCCAUUAACCUCCGCAGUUACCAAUACCACGAGCCCAGCGCGCCACAGUUUCCAACCACUGCCAUUACCGCUACCUCCGAUUUGCACAAAACCCAAGAAUUCGAUAUCCAUUUCACGACUCUCCAACAACCCCUAGAGAAUGAAGAAGAAGAGCAAUCCCAGGAAGAAGAUGAAGACGAAGAUGAAUACAAAGAACAAGAUCAAUACCAGGACCUGACCAUGAAUGAGAUUUACGGCCGGCUACAGGACACCCACGCUACCAAGCCCAGCACGCCACAGUCCCCAACCACUGCCAUUACCGCUAACGCUACCUCCGAUCUGCACAAAAACCAAGAAUUCGAUACCCAUUUCACGACUCUCCAACAACCCCUAGAGAAUGAAGAAGAAGAAGAAGAACAAUCCCAGGAAGAAGGCGAAUACAAAGAACAAGAUCAAUACGCGGACCAGACCAUGAAUGAGAUUUACGACCGGCUACAGGGCACGCACGCUACCAAGCCGAAGAGGAAGAUGAAGAAGUCGGUGAGCGCCAAGUUGGCGUUUCGUCAUUUUGAAGAGGACGACAUCGUUGAGGCUCGCCGGCCGGCGACAGUGAGUGAAGGAAAGGUUGGGGCGACUGAGGACAAAGAAGAGGUGGACUCCAAGGCAGACGAUUUCAUCAACAAGUUCAAGCGUCAGUUGAAGUUGCAGAGGAUGGACUCCAUUUUGAGGAACAUGGCGGAGGAUCACCGGAGGCAGAGUGGUGAGUAGGGUAAAUAAUUUUGUGGUAAAUUACUAAAUGUGUUUAAUUUUUAUUGCUAUUUUGGGGAUUAGUUAAAAAAAAAAAAAUUCUAAGUACGUGAUUUUAUAUUUGUUAGAUUUAUUUUAUUUUAAAAGUAAUUAUACAAUCUAAUGUAUUGUAUUAAGUUAGUAAGAUAUGUAAAUUUGUAGAUUUAUUUA